This is a messenger RNA of Plasmodium adleri (nom. inval.), 1506 nucleotides long. RefSeq names its product conserved Plasmodium protein, unknown function. Bases 1 to 1506 code for a protein of 501 amino acids. Lineage: Eukaryota; Apicomplexa; Aconoidasida; Haemosporida; Plasmodiidae. The record is from RefSeq and is a predicted model, not a curated record. The transcript has a single exon. Gene Ontology annotation, cellular component: plasma membrane; Golgi apparatus; endoplasmic reticulum.
AUGAGUGAUAAUAAAUGUGAAGAAAAUGGCGAUUUUUCUUUAAUAUCAGUAAAUUAUAAAGCUUGUGAAAAUCUAUUUAAUUCUAUACGGAAAAAACAAUGUGUAGACGUUCCAGUUCAUGGGAAGGCACUGGAUGAUGAUUAUGAUAAGAAUAAAUUACAAAAUAAGACUAAAAAGAAUGUUUCUUUUGAAGAAAAAUUAUAUAAUGAUAUUGAAAAAAAGAAAGAAAAGUUUGAUGAUUUAUCAAGUCAUAAAAGUGAUCAUAUAAAUAUAUCAAUGAUAGACAAAAAAAGAACGGAUACAUUAAUAAGAAGGAAAAGGUCUUUUGUGUUUAAUGAUUAUAAAUAUAAUGAAUUUAUGAAUGCUUUUAAACAACAAGAACUUAAGAAUUUUAAAAAUUUUCAUUAUUUAUAUAAAUGGAAGAUAGCUGUAGCCAUUUUAUUAAUAUUAUCUAUAACAUUUUUUUUAAUUGGAUCUUAUAUAUAUUAUGAAUCUUUGAACGUUAUUGAAAUAAAUAUAAAUUAUAAUACAGGAGAUGAUUAUAAAAUAAUAAAUAUACCAAAAGAUAUGAAGAAGCCUGUUUAUGUAUAUUAUAAAAUAUCGAAUUUUUAUAUAAACUUUAAAACAUUUUUAGCUGAUGAAUCACAUUCAUUAGUUAAUGAAAAAAAAUGUUCUUAUAUAAGAACAUAUGCAGAUAUAUAUAAAUAUAGAUGUAUUAAUAAUAUACAGACACUUCCAGAAGUAUAUGAUGAUAUGAAUAUAGAUAAAAAUCCUAAAAGAAAAAAAAAAAAUCAAAAAUGUCAUAUAUCAGAUUUAAAACCAGAAGAAGCUAGUAAAAAAAUUUUCCCAUGUGGUUUAGUUUCAGCUGCAAUAUUUAAUGACAAAAUUAGCUUGUCAAAAAGUUCGGUCAGUUAUGAUAUAGACAAAUUUCCAAUUUUACAUUAUUUUGAUUUUCUUACUUAUAUGAAAAAACAUAAACAAUUUACCAAUUAUAAAAUAUGGAUAAAUACCUUUUCACCUGAAUAUAAAAAUUGGUUCCACUCACCUAUGACAUCAUCAUUUAUAAAACCUUAUGGUGUUAUAAAUGAAGACUUAGAAGCUGGAGAAGAUUAUAAAUUAACUUUUAUUCAAAACUCAUGGCCAGCAGAAGAAUGGAAUGCCAAAAAAUCCUUCCAAUUAGUUUCUUUAAGAAGUAUUGGAAAUAGUUCUUUUAAAUUAGCUUAUGCAUUUUUUCUAUUAUCACUUUUAUAUUUUAUUAUGAUUAUUUUUAUAUUAGUGUUAGUCAAAUGUAAAUAUUAUAAACUUGGCAAAACAUUAUCAUAUUGUAAAAUGUCAAUGAAUAAAAAUAUUGAAAAAAUGAAUAGUAGAAAAAAAACAAACAUACAAAAUAUAAACAAAAAAAUUAACUCUAUGCAAUUAGAAAUCAUGCAAAACGCUAGUUCCGAUCCAAAUAACUUAUCAGGAGCAGACCAUUCCCAGCAAUUAUGUUUCUGUCCCCUUCACUAA